Messenger RNA from Phragmites australis (common reed), 1110 nucleotides. RefSeq names its product embryo-specific protein ATS3A-like. Bases 84 to 707 code for a protein of 207 amino acids. NCBI's taxonomy places the organism in Eukaryota, Viridiplantae, Streptophyta, Magnoliopsida, Poales, Poaceae. The record is from RefSeq and is a predicted model, not a curated record. The transcript has 2 exons. Gene Ontology annotation, molecular function: protein binding.
CGACCACCACCUCUCUACUUGGCCACUCCAGCGGUCCAGCCUCAUCAGCUCGCACCAGUCAACAGCCCCACCUCGAUCCAGCCAUGGCCUCCAGCGCCGUACAACCGCUCCGUCACCGGCCACCGCAGCGCCUCGCCCUGCUCGCCCUCGCCGUCGUCUCCUGCCUGCAACUCCUCCUCCCCGCCGCGUCACAGCUGUCCCAGCCCCAGCCGCUUCCACGCCCUCUCGCGCGCACGGCCACCGACGCCGCCGCCAUGGCGGCACCGCUGGAAGCAGCAGGAGAGGACCGCGGUCUCGCCCGGCGCUCGUGCACGUACACGGUGCAGAUCAAGACGAGCUGCUCGUCCCCAAGGCGAAGCUCGGACGCGGUCAGCCUCGCGUUCGGGGACGCCUACCGCGACGAGGUGUACGCGGCGCGUCUGACGCCGGAGUACGGCUUCGAGUCGUGCGCCACGGACACGUUCAAGGUGAGCGGUCCCUGCGGCUACGGCGUCUGCUACCUCUACCUCCGCCGUACCGGACGCGUCGGAUGGACGCCCGAGUGGGUCAGGGUGUACGAGCCCACGUCCAGCACGCCGUCCACCUACCGCUACGGUGACCCGCUCCCCAACGGCGUCUGGUACGGAUUCAACCGCUGCCCGCACCGCGCCGCCGCUGCAAAGGCCGACGCCGACGCCUCUUCUGAUGCUGCGGCCCAAGCACUGUAACCGCACAUGGUUGGAUGGAGCAGAGCACCACUGGUCAAGGGGGCCAAGCAGCGGCGGUAGCCAGAGGGAGCUGAUGCAGCGGCGGAUCAGAUCGAAGUCCGCACGUGCGGGUGCAGGUGAGAAGGUAGCGCAAGGGCAGCGACUCGUCGUGUCAGGUGAGGCCACGUCACCUCACGUGUGGGAUGUAGAGGCAAAGCCAUGUGGCGGCUCACCAUUGCGAAAGGAGGAGGAUGCUGCACCUAUGCUGCUGUCAGCGACGUAGAUCGAGGCAGGUGGCACAAUGGUCCGGUUGGGUGCUGCAGGCAGUGAAGGUAGCGGUGCUUUGGGGAGGGUGGCUCGAGCUCGGCAAGGUCCUUCGGAUCCAUGCUGUGGGGUGGUGAGGUACCUCACUAUCGUUGCAGUC